AUGUGGUAUCACGUCUCCGAGCCCAAUUCGUACCUCGCCAUCACGGGCGUUGGUAUCGAGAAGGUCCGGAUCACAAAGAAAGCAUUCGUGUACCCGUUUCAAAAGGUGACCAAGCUGAGCAUCACGCCCUUCGACUUCUCUAUGUCGCUACAAGCCAUGACAAGCGAGAAGCUACAAUUCGCGCUUCCUGCGGUGUUCACGAUCGGACCAGAUGACUGCGAAGAGAGUCUCAUCAAGUACGCAGUGCUCCUGACCGGCGACAGCGAUGGCCAAGUAAACGCAGCCGGCAAAACUGGAUUGGUGGCCCCAGGCCGCAAUCACGUUCAGGAUAUUGUCAAAGGUAUCAUUGAAGGCGAGACCCGUUCUAUCGUCUCUACAAUGACAAUGGAGGAACUCUUCAACAACAGACGCCUCUUCAAGGCAAAUGUGAUCAGCAGUGUACAAGGGGAACUUGACCAAUUCGGAUUGAAGAUCUACAAUGCGAACGUCAAGGAGCUCCAGGACAUGGGCGAGAGCAGGUACUUCGAAUCGCUUGCCCGAAAGGCCCAUGAAGGUGCACAAUCCCAGGCACAAGUAGACGUUGCCCAUGCCAGAAUGUUGGGGAAAGUCGGUUCUGCUGAGAAGGAGGGCGAAUCGAAGCAGGAGAUUGCCAAAAUCGAUGCACGAACCGCCGUUCUGGAGACUGAGCGUAAGGUUGAAAAGGCCAACGCAGACCAGAAGCUCAAGACGAGAGAAAUCAUCAUCUCUCGUGAGCUAAAGCUGGAGCAAAUCGCUGCCUCAAGGGCGGCCGAGCAACGCGAUGCAGAGCUACAAAAGGACGUCGAGCGGAAGAGAGCAGAGAUGGAACUGGAGAGACUGAGAGCUACCACAGUGACUCAGGCCAAGAUUGCCAAAGAAUCUGCUCAGGAGAAAGCCGAUGCCGAUCUUUAUACGGAGACGAAACGAGCAGACGCUGAACAAUACAACCAGAAGGCAACAACAGAGGCCAUCUAUUUCAAUUCCAAACAGGAAACCGAUGCUGCGAAUUAUAAGCGAAUGCAGGAUGCCGAAGCCAUGUUGGCAGCUCGCGGAAAGGAAGCAGAAGCAAUGUACAUCAUGAAGGCUCGCGAAAUCGAGGCAUCGUUCUUAGCGAAAGAGCGGGAAGCCGAGGCAGCUUUCAUCGCAAGGAAAAGAGAAGCUGACGGUCUCACUGAGAUGGCCAAGGCCUACGCUGCUCUUGGUGAGGUGAUGGGUGGACCGCAGGGGCUAUUAGAACUGCUUAUGCUGCAGUCCGGAACGUAUCAGAGCCUAGCUGAAGCGAACGCGAAAGCUAUCCACGGCUUGCAGCCAAAGAUCAACGUCUGGACGACUGGUGGCAAUGAUAGCGGAGCCGAUUCCAUGGCUCCCAUUCAGAACCUGUUCAAGGCCUUGCCGCCUUUACUCAGCACAAUUCGAGAUCAGACUGGUAUGACGCCUCCUUCGUGGUUGGCUAACAUGCCGUCUCAGAAUGGAGAGCGACCAGUUUCGGACAAGAAGCUAUCACCAAAGGAAAUGGCGCUGCUGGGCGUCAAUGGCGAUGAAGGGGACCACACUCGUGACUAG
This is a messenger RNA of Ramularia collo-cygni, 1581 nucleotides long. RefSeq names its product related to flotillin domain protein. Bases 1 to 1581 code for a protein of 526 amino acids. Lineage: Eukaryota; Fungi; Ascomycota; Dothideomycetes; Mycosphaerellales; Mycosphaerellaceae. Gene Ontology annotation, cellular component: plasma membrane. The record is from RefSeq and is a predicted model, not a curated record. The transcript is spliced from 9 exons. Gene Ontology annotation, biological process: protein localization to plasma membrane.